CAAGCAAAACAAACAGGUCGACAGAAGAAAAAUAUCGGUUGCCGGUCGGUCCUUCGGUCGGACGGUCAGAGAGCUUAUCAAGCGUAGCUCAUUUGCAUGUUGUAACGGUUCGCUGGUCUCGUGUCCCGAACAUGCGCGCUGACGCCGGUGAAAUAACGUUAUGUGGAUGCGGUCCAGAUCUGUGGUAAUGUUGUCGUAUUAUUCCCAUGGUCGGCCCAUUAUGACGGUCAGUCCGUUCGGGUUUUGUCAGCGUGACAUUUCUUGUUUUUGAAGCGACAUUGCAGUGCAAAGAUCGAAGUAAUUGUAUUCGCGCAUUUCAUUGAUAUAUCAACUAUGCAUACGCGGCGGCUGGUAAAGCGUUCGGUCAUUGGGAGCCGCGUGUACGCGCCGGGUUUAACGGGAGACGCGGCUCCGCUCACGGGAGUGAUCCAGGCUGUCAAACAUGACAACAGAGAUGCUUCGACCGGCCAUCGGCGCAACGUGUACACGGUGCUCAUGCAAGACGGGAGCUUGAAAGAAUACACCGAGGAAGAGAUUGCACAGAUGACUGCGAAAGCACCGCUGAAGUCGAGCUUGAAGAGCUCCUGUAAUGGUGGCCAGCGGGACGGGCCCAUGCAGGGCCAGAAUGGGGGCAUGCAGAGAGGAGAGGUGCCCUCCCUCAGUCCAGAGAGCACAGAGGAGCCACGGGUGCUGGAGCACAAGCGAACAGGCCGAGCGCUGGAGCCAGAGAAGGAUCACACCCGCUCCGUUUCUCUGCUGGAACAAAAACGCAAGGUGGUCUCUUCCAGCAUCGACGUACCACAAGCCAGGAAAUCAGAGGAGGAGGUGGACAUGGACAAAGUGACAGCUGCCAUGGUGUUGACCAGCCUGUCCACUAGUCCUCUGGUGCGGAGUCCUCCUGUAAAAGUUAGUGAGGGUCUAAACGGCUCUUGGAAGGAUGGAGGCUUUACUCCAUCCAGCUACAGCAGCAGUGGAUAUUGGAGUUGGAGUGCACCCAGUGACCAGUCCAACCCAUCCACGCCGUCCCCACCCCUGUCUGCUGACAGCUUCAAACCCUUUCGGAUGCCCAGCCUCAGCGGCCCACCAGACGACAACAUCGAUGAGCAUGAUGGGAACAGCUUGCUGUUCGACGAACCCAUCCCCCGCAAACGCAAGAACUCCAUGAAAGUGAUGUUCAAGUGUCUGUGGAAGAACUGUGGGAAGGUCUUGAGCACAGCCGCCGGGAUCCAGAGGCACAUUCGCACCGUCCAUCUGGGGAGGAACUGUGACUCAGAGUGCAGUGACGGAGAGGAGGAUUUCUACUACACUGAGAUUAAGCUGAACACAGACUCUGUGGCGGACGGUUUGAGCAGUCUGUCUCCUGUGUCCCCGUCUGUGCUGUCCCCCCCGCCAGGUUUGGACCAGAAACAGCCGGAUGGCACUAACGGAGCAAAGAGCGAGAACAGUACCACCACCCCUCUUAGCCGCUCUGCUCCCAGCGCACUCUACCUAGUGCACACAGACCACGCCUACCAGGCCUCUCCCACUCACAGCCAGACGCAGGGCUUUGGGGAGCAGCGCUCUCAAACCAUUGCAGUGCUCUCGUCUCCCCCCAGAGCCGCAGGCUCAUUCAGUAGGAAGUCACGAGGCGAGGGAAAGAAGUGUCGUAAGGUGUACGGCAUGGAAAACAGAGACAUGUGGUGCACGGCCUGCCGCUGGAAGAAAGCCUGCCAGAGAUUUGUUGACUGAAACAGCUGUGACGGCUUAAACACAAAAACAGGGUGGGCUUCCUUUGCAUGCAUAGCAUAAUGAAAUACAUCCCUUCUCUUUGUUGCUGACCACAGCCCCACCCUGCUUCACCUUAAACCCACGUGGACUUCGAGGGUCAAACCCUUAUGCAUUCCCUCCAAAACCAACAGAUGCACUCCCAAUCUUUGCAGAUUUCCAUCUCUUCCCUCUGAGGAGAGUUGCUUUACACUGCAAAAAAUAAAACAAAAGUCUUGUGAUCCAUCUCUUUUUGUUUGUGUUCAGUAUACUGCCUUUUUUUUUUUUUUUAGUUCCUAAAGGACCAGCCAGGGCAAGACCAGCCUCUCUGCCCUUGCUCUUUUUAAAAGAGAAGAAAGCUGUUUUUCAGACUUUGUAAAUGCUAUAAAACACAACUGGAGAAAGUGUUUCUUUUUCCAUGGGCACUUUUUUGCAUUUCUCCUGCCCAUUUUAUUAAAGGUUAAGGGUUGGACAGCCAGAAAACCCUGUCUUCUCAAGAAUGUACCACCACAGGGGUUUGUUUUAGGAUGUUGACUGGACGGCUCUCCUGAAUGGAAAUUCAUCAAUGCAAAAAAAAAAAAAAAAAGUAUGGGAAGAGAAGGACUUUCAGCUCCCCCUUUCAGCCGUGCUGAAACAAGCAAUUGCACCUACAAAGGACAGAUUUUAUAUCUCUGGUUUUAUAUUUGCGUUUACCAAUAGGACAUUUCUUUCAGGGAUGCGAUCAGUAAAAGCAAAACCAGCAGUUAGAUUUAACAGCAAAGAACUCACAGGAAUAUCUUGCUACCAAAAAUGUUUUUUUUUACGUGCCAUUUCCCUUUUUUUUUUUGGUUGCUUUUUGUGCAACUGACUUCAACAGAACGAAGUACAAAAAAUGCGAUCAUUAAAACCCAAUGGGACAGACUCGCAUCAAAGUUAGCGAUCGCAAAAAACAGUCAUUCAGGCAACACAACCUCUCCUUCCCAUCGGACUCCAUCAGCAGGAAUGAACUGCAUUCAUAUUAGAGCCAUAUAUGAACCCGCUGUGUUUUCACGCCACAGUCUGUUGCCUAGAGAGGUAAAGGUAAAGAAAACUCUGCAAAGUGGUUAAUUUUACCUCUGAAAGGUGAAGAGCUCUUUACCUCUCACCUUUUUCCUGACCUCACAGGUUCAAGUAGGAAGUAAUAAAAAUAGCAAAUGCCACAUCUACUCCAGCACAGGAGCUGGAAGCACUCAGAUGUGGUUUUGUUAUUCUUCAGUGGUUGGUACAGUAUUGUGUAACACGGCAGAACAUUGGUCACAGGAGGAUGGACAUCUUUUCACGAUGGGCUUCUUUGCAAAGGGUGACCAGGAUGGAAUGAAAAUUGUUAAGUUCUGGGACGUUGACACUUGGUUUGGCUCACAAGGAAUACGGCAGCUCGGUUGGCAAUUGUUAUCUGGCACUUUUUUGGUGGCUCUGAUAGUCUAAUAUGAUAUUGUCUAUAUAACAUCAACACAAGCUAAUUAACUCAUCAUAUACAUGCAAAGAGUGCUUAUUGCGAUCAGCUCAUUGUCUGUAUCUGUUUUGUUCAUCACAUGGUUCCCCUUUCACUUACUAUCAAUAUGUGUAUAUAGGUAAGAUAUAUAGUAUUGAAUGCCCAGAGUAACACUUGGUUUUAUUGGUAGAAUAAAGUAAGGCUUUGUUCACACUGCACACAAAUCAGGUUUCAAAUCCGAUUUCAAUUAUUAGAUCCAUUUGUUUGCACAAUGUAGUCAAUAUCCUGUGUUAUCUACAUGGGAUAUUUAGGAAUGCUAUAACCAUCACCCUGACAAGAGAUGAAAGAGACUCACAAACAUCUAAAAGUACAGUAGACUACUUGGAACCUGAUUUGACCAUUUACACUAAGAUGCAUUAAAGAAAUAUGAUUUAAUCUGAUUUCACACCUGUUAUGGAUGUGGUUUGGAUCUAGUGCAUAAACAUCAGAUUUCACGUAGUCUUUUGCAGUUCUGACUACAAAAAACCCAAUAUGGCGAAAAAUGGAUUUUCAUCUCAUUUCAUGCCACAAAUGGAUGUGGUUUGGAUCUGGUUUGUUUUAUGUGGCCUUUCAUGAAAAAAAAAAGGAUUUUCGCUGCCUGUGUGAAUAAAGCCAGAUACUAGACCAACGGAAAAAAACUACGAGCAUUUUAAAUGUGAAUCUAUAAUUCAAAUCCAUGUCAAUAAAUAUGCAUUUAAAUCACAUCUCCAAAAAACUCCCAUUGGUUUAGUGUCUUAAUAGACAAGAGAAAAAAAACAACAACCAAGAGUUCAUGACUGUUUCUGCGUUUUGAUCUAUAAUUUCCUUUUUUCUCUCAUUCUGUUGACACGAUUCAACAGAUCUUGCAUGUAAAAGGUCUCCAGGGCCUUGCAUUUUCCGUAUGACUGGAGGCAAGCUGUUUGUGAAAGCACAGCUAUGCUGAAGCCACACAUCAGCACCUAAGGGCUCUAGCACUCCAAUUCUACUCCAAUGUUUAUUGAAACUUUUUGUGAUCUCAUGCCAGAGAUGAAAAUGAGUUUUAAUAAUUAAAAGCUGCAUAUUUUGGCCCAUCCGCUGGUGUGAGGAACAUCUCAGAGGCUGCUGCUUGUCUCUCCAUUCCCUUCCUGGUGCUAUUUUAGACCAAAGGGUCUGAGAGAUCUCACAGGCAUUUUACGUAAGAGGGCAAGCUGAUGUCUACAGUUGUUUACACUCAGUAUAUACUUGGGGAAACUCCUUCCAUCACGUUUCCUACAAAUGAGACCUUUAGGAAUGAGUUUUGGGAAUAUAUUUCUAAAUGGUACCUAAAAGUUACUUAAAAAUGUGCUCUUGCCUCGGAUAAGCUGUUAAGUGAAGUUAAGAUCACGGUGCAUUUGGUUUCUAAUGAUGUUUCACACACCUGUCACCAUGGUGCUUAUGUAUUGGCUGCAGUUUUGUUAGCUAGACCACGGCGCAUUACUCGUGUUCAUUAGGGGUGCUAGUUUACUUGUGCACAGCCCUUUGUUUUGUUGUACAAUGUGAAAUUUAACAGACACGGUGCAUAUCAAGCUGCAACAUGAGUAUGUCGUCUUUUCACUAUUUACUUUCUUUAUCGCCAACUUUGUUCACAGGUUAAACAGUAUAAUGUACCUACAAUACCUAUAUAAGCUACCUGGUAUACAGUAUUUAGGACUAGUGCUGCUCAUGAAAGCUAUCUUGGUCCACGUCUCAUAGUAACGCAGUACUAAGCUUUCAUUGUUCAGAUUCAGUAGGACGCUGAGGUGUUAGCUGUCUUUAGCCUAAGUAGUCUUCUCUGGUUCUGUGUAAACAUACCGUAUAGGUAAUUAACAAUAACUAAUAAUACUAUUAUAUUACUCAAAAUAUGUAACUGUUUUGAUCCAUAUUCUAAGCUACUUUAACAACACCGGUGUACAGAUCCUAGGGAACAUAUUAAGAUGCUUCCUGUUCUGAACUUUCACCAGGUCCAGAGUUUAACAUGCUAGUUUAGCCGCUUUAAAAGACAGCGCCAUGUUUUUUCCCACGCACUGAUGUGAGGAAAAUCCGAAAGUGCGAUGUUAAUCAGAUACACAUAUGUCUUUGGUUGGUAUUAGUGUUGGAUCUGUGCAGAUGUUUAGAGUGGGUGUGCAUAUCCCAUGUCAGACUGACCCAAUCUGAUUGUCUUUGCGUAGACUGAAUCGUUUGUCUGCCAGAUGGCAGAUGGGCCACUCAGUAGUCUACUUACAUAAGUUGUGUGUUUGUGUCGAGCCACAAGCAGCAAGAAUGAGUAGAGGCCGUUGAUGGGACUGAGUCUGUGGGAAAAAAAAGGCUGUAGUCGAGACGAACAUUCCAGACUGCACAUUUAAAUCUUUUUGUUAUGAAACAGCAUCAUCAGGAUGGAACUAACUCUCUCUUAGAGGGCUUAUAAUCACUGCUGUCAUUUGACAGUAUUGGCAUUUUGCAAUGCAUACUACCGAUAAAAUAGCUGCCGGGUUCCCAUGGUACAUGAUCAGGUCAUGUCUAUCCUAGGCGGAAAGGGGCCCUGAGAGGUUUUGUUUUUGUUUUCCGUGGAGGGGGCCAGUCCCUCUGACCGCUUUCAGGAAUGUAUUUGUAUGAGGAUAUGUAGGAGUCUGACUGUGCCUUGGUGAGGUCUGAGAUUGUGCGUUGAGAUGCACAGAAAAGCAAAGGAAUGUUUCUGGUGUCGGCUUGUCUGAGUUCAACAUUUCGUCUGGAUUUAAACGUGUGGGAGUGGAGGACCCUUUUUUACUGAUUUGAGGACUAGCUCUUGCUUUUUUUCUGCUCAAAGAGCCUUUUGAUGAAUUUGAAGCUUGGGGGUGGGGGGUGGCUUUUCCCGGUUGUGCUUUGUAAACGAUUAUUAGCUACAAUAUCGUAGUUGUUUUUGUCUUCUUCUUUUCAUCUCCAGUUUUGGAAAUGCAGCGGGAAACGUUUAAUCAACAUUUCAAACAGGGGUUUGUUGAAUACGGCUGUGUUUUAAGGACUGGGGAGUGUUUUUCUUACAAGAUGCUUAUACAGUGAGAUCAUCCAUUAUUGUCAGAGACUAAAACUCCAGCCUAACAGAUAGGACCAUGCACAGAAGAUCUUAGCAUUAUGAAUCGCAAGCUUGGUUGGAUCCAGAUAUCGAUUUAUGCUUUCUAUCAUGUCUCUCAAAGUAGGGCUGCAUGAUUUGGGGAAAAAGGUUUUCUGUGCUUGUUUGUCAUUAUGAGAAGAUGUUAGCUGCAUAUUGACUUCAUAAAUGCAUGUUAUAAGUGACUCAAACUUAGAGUAGAUGUAGAGAUGUUUAUGUGGAGCAGCAUUUACUGCAUACCGAACUGCACAGAGACUGAAAACACCAGAUCAUGAGCUGCUCAUGUGUAAACAAACACAGUGGCGCGCUUCACUCUG
Molecule: messenger RNA, 6586 nt
Organism: Sinocyclocheilus rhinocerous
Lineage: Eukaryota; Metazoa; Chordata; Actinopteri; Cypriniformes; Cyprinidae
Product: zinc finger protein 704-like
Exons: 8
Coding region: 334-1728 (464 amino acids)
Biological process (GO): regulation of transcription by RNA polymerase II
Cellular component (GO): nucleus
Molecular function (GO): DNA-binding transcription factor activity; RNA polymerase II cis-regulatory region sequence-specific DNA binding
Source: RefSeq, a predicted model, not a curated record